AUGGGACCGAAACUCCGAAAUAUCAAGGUCCAAUGUGGCUGUGACAGCGUGCUUUGGAUAAAUGUGGUUGUUGCAGCCGCCCGCAUCAAAGCGUACCACGAUGAUCUGCGGCAAAAAUUCCCCAACAUCGAGAACAUCCUCGAACUGGACAGUCUACGGGAGAUUGCGCAGGAGCACUUGAUCAAUUCUGUGACCCCGAAGAUCAUCUUUGAUCUGCUUUGUAGGUAUCGUCACUUCUCGGCAACCGAUCCAAAGGACAAGCUUUACGCUUUCUGCAAUAUGUUCUGCAGACUUCCGUCUGAGCGCGUUGCUACUAGAUACGAUGCCGAUCUGAAGGAUAUCUAUAUCAAAUUUGCAGUCGACCGAUUGUUGGCCGAGUCCAACUUGGAGAUUUUACGCCACUGCGGCCCUUCAGCACACAGCCUACCUUCGUGGGUUCCAGAUUGGUCAGUACCACUUGGGGUGCAGCCGUUACCACUCAGAAAACUGCAGCGAUACUUCCAGGUACCUUGGUGGGCCAAUCCAAUCAGACGCGGAUCUCACAGAUACAUGGCCAACCAUAAUAUUGUGCACGGUUCCAAUGUCCAGUACCAUCUCGGUCCAUAUACCAGAGACCCUUUUGAGGCAGAACGCCAGCGACAGCUUGAAUUGAAGCAGCUGGAGAUAGCCGCUAAAGGAUAUGGUAUAGUCCAGGACUUGCAGGAGAUUCCGCCGGACUUCACUUUUCAUAAAAGCCCAUGCACAUUCCAGGACCAGAUUCAGGAGCUACUCAAACAGGGCAAUCUCAUCUUCUCAGUUCAGGACGAGCGUUGUUUGCCUCCCGAGUCCGAAUUUUUCGGAACGGAUCAACCGGAUGCAGUCAAGCAAGGAGAAAUUAUAACAGAGCGCCGCAUUAAAGGGUGGAUUCUGCGGGAACUGACAGAACUCGGAGCCAACGCACAGUAUCAGACCGCACAAGGUACCAGAGCAGAUAUCAGGAUCAAUCAGCAUGAAUCAACCUUACAAGUCAAAGGCAUUCUUUGGGAAACGAUCGACAUAUGUCACGAAGGCUUUGUUGAAGAUCUUGAUUUAGAUUGGAAGAAUGCUACACGAUUCAUGGUUGGUGUUGGAUCCUGUAAGGCUCUUGCCUUAAGUCACAAGUCAGCAGCUGAGCGCUAUCCGACUCUAUUAGAACGCCUGACUGUGUUCUGGUCGACAUUAUUUGCCGGUCAGGUCGCGGAAUCUGACUCAACUGAUGAGCAAGAGUCGCUUCAACGACUUCGCUACACAGAGUGGCUGCCUGAGAUCCCCCCAGACUGGGUUGCUGGUACCCCACCACUGACUGCGACAACUACAGGCCUCGUCGAUAUAGCCGAGAGUGGGAAGGCAAUAGAGUGCUGCAUGAACAAUUUUCAAGCAGACGGCGGCGGUGGUGAGCCUCUAAAAUCUAGUUUCUCAAUGAUUUCCGAGAAGAUAUUUAAUCCAGAGCAAUGGCCAGAUGCCGAGAGAGAAUCACAGGGCUGA
Messenger RNA from Cladophialophora psammophila CBS 110553, 1503 nucleotides. RefSeq lists its product as uncharacterized. The transcript has a single exon. The record is from RefSeq and is a predicted model, not a curated record. NCBI's taxonomy places the organism in Eukaryota, Fungi, Ascomycota, Eurotiomycetes, Chaetothyriales, Herpotrichiellaceae. Bases 1 to 1503 code for a protein of 500 amino acids.